Andrographis paniculata is the source of this 2226-nucleotide messenger RNA. RefSeq names its product amino acid transporter AVT1D-like. Gene Ontology annotation, cellular component: plasma membrane. Bases 216 to 1832 code for a protein of 538 amino acids. The transcript is spliced from 10 exons. Lineage: Eukaryota; Viridiplantae; Streptophyta; Magnoliopsida; Lamiales; Acanthaceae. The record is from RefSeq and is a predicted model, not a curated record.
CGUUGCCUUACGUUUCUCGUUCUGCAUUCUUGUGAAUUUAGUGUCACAUUGGAUUCGAGUGCAACUGGAGGCACUAACGUCUGUUGUUCUUUCUGUUCAUCUCUUCGAAAUUUGUGGAUUUUUCGGUUUUCGACUUUUUGUGGCGUUAUUUGGUGACGUGUACGUGUGUGUGUGUGUAAUGGUUGUUGAAAAGCAGUUUAUUGAGAGAAAAAGUUAUGAAGCAGCUGGACCAGGAAUUCGGUCAGGAUCGCGCGAUCGAAAUUGAGACGGAUGAUGAAGAAAACGAAGCUCAAAGGUUUUGUGAUGAGAACGAUUCUGAAUCUGAUACUUGCGCCUCCCGUGGAUGUUCGAAUGAAUGUCUCGCCGGUGAUUCUCAACCUCCUUGGCCUCAAAGUUACAGGCGGUCGAUGGACAUGUAUACAAGUAUGGCACCUCCACCUCUCAGCUACCUUAAAAGCAAUUCUUUUGUGGCUUCAGCGGACAAGGGAUCGCCGAGAUCAGGUCCUGAAUCUUUGUUUCAGCCCCUUGUACCAUCAACAUAUUCGGAUGAGGAAGAUGUGCCUCCCUCCAUACUUCCCGUAAGCCUGUCUGGCACUUCUCAGUCAAGAACUUCUGUUAGUGAACUGCCCUCAUCUGAGCUGUGUUCAUAUGCGCAGUCAGUUCUUAAUGCCACAAAUGUUCUGUCUGGCAUUGGAAUCCUAUCCACGCCUUAUGCGCUUAAAGAGGGCGGGUGGCUCAGCAUCCUGCUUCUCUUUAUAUUAGGAGCUAUUACAUGUUACACUGGGAUCCUGUUAAAAAGAUGUUUAGACAGCUCUUCUCUACUCCAAACGUAUCCAGAUAUUGGACAGGCGGCGUUUGGCUUUGGUGGUCGAAUAUGCAUUUCUGCCAUCCUGUACAUAGAGUUAUACUCUACAUGUGUGGAAUAUUUGAUCAUGAUGAGCGACAACCUGUCUGCCAAUUCCCCGAAUCUUCAUAUGGAUGUUGCUGGAUUGCAUUUGGACUCUUAUCAAAUCUGUGCAGUUAUUUCCACUCUUGUUAUUCUUCCAACUGUUUGGCUCCGAAAUCUUGGCUUGCUUUCAUACAUUUCAGUUGGCGGAAUUGCGACUUUGAUCCUUGUAGCGUUUUGCUUGUUAUGGGUUGGAGUGACUUCUGAAGUUGGAUUCCAUGCAAGUGGAAAAGCAUUGAACCUCACGAGGUUACCCAUCGCAGUUGGCAUAUUCAGCUUCUGCUAUGGUAGCCAUUCAGUAUUUCCGAAUAUAUAUUCCUCCAUGAAAGAGCCUUCUAAAUUUCCUUCAGUUUUGAUCAUCAGCUUUUUAGCGGCUGGCUUACUAUAUGCGGGCGUUGCAGUAUGUGGACUUCUGAUGUUUGGUGAAGACACAGACACUCAAUUCACACUAAAUCUGCCCGAGAAUUUGAUCGCCUCUAAGGUUGCUGCAUGGGCUGUGGUCAUUAUCCCUGUAACGAAGUUCGGGUUUACAAUCACCCCUGUUGCACUAGGCCUGGAAGAACUACUUCCAGCAGCUAAACAUGGAUCAUAUUUCGCAAACUUGCUCAUCAGAACAUGUUUGGUUGUUUCAACCUUGCUUGUGGCAUUGACAGUUCCAUAUUUCGGGUCUGUGAUGGCCUUGAUAGGAUCCUUUCUGGUGAUGGUCAUGCAGUCUAUAAUCCUACCAUGUGCUUGUUACAUGAGAUUAGUCCAAGAAAGACAUGGUAAACUCCAGGUACACAUUUCUAUCCAUUUCUUUGUAGAUUCUUUUUCUCUAUUAGACAAAGUUGUCAUUUUUAAAACUUUCCCUGAUUUAAUCCUCAGAUUGCGACUUGCUCCCUGUUAAUUUUUGUGGGAAUAAUCUGUGCAAUAGUUGGCACAUAUUCAGCAGUCUCUAGCAUGAGUGGUAGAUAGCAGGAUCUUAGUCGAAAAGGUAACAGAAAAAAAAAAAUCAAUAUUACAAUACACACCAAUGUUUUGUUUAGCCAAUUUCAAUAUUGUAAAGAAAUGAUUUCCCAUUUUCAUUGAUUAGCUGAGGCAUGAAUUGGGCACAAAUUGUUCCUGAUAGGACCACCCCACCCCACCCCACCCCACCACCCCACAGCACAGGCAAUUAUGUGUUCAUUCUGUACUCAAACCAAACACGUGCCUAGGCACGUGCACCGUAUGCACACCAGAUUCUGGCUAAAUGUAUUGUACGAGUCGAGUCCUGUGUUGAAUACAUCGAUCUUUUCAUUUAA